CUUUUGUUUACAUUGGAAUUGUUUUAAAGUAAAACGAUUUUAAAGAUGGUUUGCGCUUUAGGAAUCGAAGGUAGUGCCAAUAAAAUUGGUGUAGGCAUUAUUAAAGAUGGUGAAGUUCUGGCAAAUGUACGAAGAACCUAUAUCACCCCACCAGGAGAAGGUUUCCUGCCCAAGGAAACGGCCAAGCAUCACAGGGAAGCCAUUCUGGGCUUGGUAAAAGCCAGCCUAAAGGAGGCAAAACUGGAACACUCAGAUCUUGAUGUCAUUUGCUACACAAAAGGUCCAGGAAUGGCUCCUCCUCUGCUGGUUGGCGCAAUUGUGGCACGCACGUUGUCCCUCUUGUGGGAGAUUCCACUCCUAGGUGUGAACCACUGUAUAGGGCACAUCGAAAUGGGUCGCUUGAUAACCGGUGCCCAGAAUCCCAUAGUUCUCUAUGUAAGCGGUGGCAAUACACAGGUGAUUGCCUACUCCAAUAAGAGAUAUCGCAUCUUUGGUGAGACAAUAGAUAUUGCCGUGGGCAAUUGCUUGGAUCGCUUUGCCCGCAUCAUAAAGCUAUCCAACGAUCCCAGUCCGGGAUACAAUAUCGAGCAGCUGGCGAAGCAGAGCAGUCGGUAUAUUAAAUUGCCUUAUGUGGUAAAAGGAAUGGACGUGAGCUUCUCGGGAAUCCUAUCCUACAUCGAGGAUUUGGCUGAACCGGGCAGAAGGCAAAAUAAGCGGAAGAAGCAGCAAGAAGAGGAAGUCAAAGAUUAUAGCGCAGCGGAUCUUUGUUACUCCCUGCAGGAGACCAUCUUCGCCAUGCUGGUGGAGAUCACAGAACGCGCCAUGGCCCACUGUGGAUCCAAUGAGGUUCUAAUAGUUGGAGGCGUGGGCUGCAAUGAACGACUCCAAGAUAUGAUGCGUAUUAUGUGCGAGGAACGUGGUGGCAAAUUGUUCGCCACCGAUGAACGUUACUGCAUUGACAACGGGCUGAUGAUUGCCCAUGCCGGCGCAGAUAUGUUCCGUUCCGGCACGAGAAUGCCCUUUGAGGAGGCCUUCGUUACCCAAAGGUUUCGCACCGACGAAGUGCUGGUCACCUGGAGAGAUGAUUGAUCACAAAAGGACAAAUAAGUGUGCUUUGUUUGUUUAUUAAAUAACUAACUUCCAUAA
Drosophila ficusphila is the source of this 1146-nucleotide messenger RNA. RefSeq names its product probable tRNA N6-adenosine threonylcarbamoyltransferase (gene Tcs3). Gene Ontology annotation, cellular component: cytoplasm; EKC/KEOPS complex. Gene Ontology annotation, biological process: tRNA threonylcarbamoyladenosine modification. NCBI's taxonomy places the organism in Eukaryota, Metazoa, Arthropoda, Insecta, Diptera, Drosophilidae. The record is from RefSeq and is a predicted model, not a curated record. The transcript has 3 exons. The coding region runs from base 46 to 1089 and encodes 347 amino acids.